AUGGGCACUUUCCCUUCCUGGCCUCUCCCGUGCAAAGCUAGUUGCUUGUUGAAGCUUGCUGCCUUCUCCAUGCGCCCAUCAGCACAACAGCUCACUGAGCGAGCGAGUGAGAGCCAACAGGUUGCGCCAUCUCCCCGCUGCACACGCCCCUGCCCCAUGCAUGCAUGCAUGCAGGUACCACCGCCAUCUGUGGAGCCUGCAGUCGCUGCUGUGUACCGCCAGCUGUGGAACGUGCGAGUGCUGCUGCUGCGGCCCGUGCUGCUGGGAGCCAUCCACCGCGCCACAGGCAACGCCAUGCCCUCUGCCGUGCCCGCUCGAGGAGCGUGGCUACAGCACGACAUAGCGCGCACAGCAGCCAUGGCCCGGCUACCGAGCAUCUCCCCCCCACCGGGCUUCGGCUCGCCGCGCUUCUCCACGCUGCCCUGCCAGCGCCUCCUCACCGCCCUCGCCCUGCACCAGUGUUAG
Messenger RNA from Closterium sp. Yama58-4, 465 nucleotides. Lineage: Eukaryota; Viridiplantae; Streptophyta; Zygnematophyceae; Desmidiales; Closteriaceae. The record is from the annotation of a GenBank genome assembly.